AUGACGUCCACGGAUAAGCAAGAAUCAGGGGCACCGACUGCGCUCGAACAAGAGUCACAAGAACCGAUGGCACGGCACAGCAUGUCAAGCCUGCUACCGCCACCAAAAGCACUAGACACAACACAAGACCUCUGGAACUCGUGGAAGUUAUGGCGAAGGGAGUUUGAACUUUUUUCUGUGGCUACGGGGUUGAAAGCUCAACCAAAGGAGGUACAGGCAGCAACUUUCUUGGUCAUCAUCGGUGAAGAUGGAAGGAAGAUCUAUACUACGCUGCACUUUGAUAGUGAAGAGGAACGUACAGAUGUCGCAAAGCUGAUAGAAAAAUUCGAAGCACAUUGCAAGCCCACAGUAAACCUCACCUAUCAAGAAUUCCUUUUCGGUUCGAGAAACCAGAAGGAAGGGGAGCGCUUCGACGAGUGGAUAACAGAGCUUUGGGUGUUAGCAGCCACCUGUGAAUUUGGCAGCCUUGAAACUCGCAUGCUAAGAAGCCGCAUUAUUUUGGGCACACAAGACAAAGCCCUUCAGCAAAAACUUAUCAAUGAAAACCCACCUUACGAGAAGGUCGUUGAAAUCUGCAGGCAGCGGGAACGCAGUCAUCAACAACUACAAGAAAUUCAAAGCGACAAGAAAGUAAAAGAAGAAAAGUCAGAAGUGAACGCCGUCCAGGACAAUAGGAGUGGAAGGAUACCGUGCUCCAAGUGUGGCUACAGUAUGCACAGAGGGGGCCAAUGUCCAGCGUCGCUAUCAUCGAAAAGAAUUGAUGAGACCGAGAUAUGGUCCGCCAAGGUCACCAUCGAGGGAACAAACGUGUCCUGCAGGUUGGAUACCGGAGCGAACUGUUCUGUGAUAUCGUCAGCCCUGCUCAAGAAAAUAACAGACAAGAAGGCAUCCAAAUGCAGCGUGCCGCUGAGCACGUUCUUCGGACACAGUGAAAAAGCUGAAGGCAGAAUACAACUGCAUAUCUCAUUUCAAGGAAAAGACCUUAGCACGGAGUUCUUCGUUGUGGAUCGCCAGGUUCCUACAACAUUGAGUGGAACGGUAUCUGAACAUCUGGGACUGGUGAGUAGAAUGGUGCACUCCACCCGCGUUCAUGAGGACAACCAGUUUGGAUUGUACGAAGCUGCACGGCCUUAUGAGGACGUUUUUAAGGGCCUAGGCAAGCUCAAAGGAAUAGUCUACCACAUGAGACUGAAACCAAACGUCAAAGGCGUUGUGAAGCCCGCGCGAAGAAUACCCGUUGCAUUAAAAGACAAAGUAAAAGACACGCUUGACCGUAUGGAAGCAGACGGCGUGAUAUGCAAGGUCACUGAGCCUACAGAAUGGACCAGUAACAUGGUCGUCGUAGCAAAGAAGGAAAAGGUUCGAAUUUGCCUGGAUCCUGCGUACCUCAACCAAGCUCUGCUCAGGGAGCACUUUCCAAUGGCAACGUUAGAAGACGUUGUCCCACGUUUGAGUGGGGCAAAGUAUUUUUCGACGGUUGACGCCUCCUCUGGAUUCUGGCAAAUCCCUCUAGACAAGGACAGCUGA
This is a messenger RNA of Ornithodoros turicata, 1527 nucleotides long. RefSeq lists its product as uncharacterized. The coding region runs from base 1 to 1527 and encodes 508 amino acids. The record is from RefSeq and is a predicted model, not a curated record. NCBI's taxonomy places the organism in Eukaryota, Metazoa, Arthropoda, Arachnida, Ixodida, Argasidae. The transcript has 2 exons.